AUGGAUGCAAUUGUGCUCCUAGUGCUCAGCCUCUGCUGUCUGCUUCUCCUCUCACUCUGGAGACAGAGCUCCGAGAGAGCGAAGCUCCCUCCUGGCCCGACUCCUCUCCCAGUUUUUGGUAAUUUCUUCCAAAUAGAUGUGAAGAACAUCAGCCAAUGCUUGACCAAUUUCUCAAAAGUCUAUGGCCCUGUUUUCACUGUGUACUUGGGCAUGCAGCCCACUGUGGUGUUGCAUGGGUAUGAAGCAGUGAAGGAGGCUCUGGUUGAUCAUGGGGAGGAGUUUGCUGGAAGAGGAAGCUUUCCAAUGGGUGAAAGAAUUAAUAAAGGCCUUGGCAUUGUUUUGAGCAAUGGAAACAGAUGGAAAGAGACAAGGCGCUUCACUCUCACAACUCUGCGGAACUUUGGAAUGGGGAAGAGGAGCAUUGAGGACCGUGUUCAAGAGGAAGCUGGCUGUCUUGUGGAGGAAUUGAGGAAAUCCAAUGGUUCACCCUGUGACCCCACCUUCAUCCUGGCCUGUGCUCCUUGCAAUGUCAUCUGUUCCAUUAUUUUCCAGAAUCGUUUUGAUUAUAAAGAUCAGGAAUUUCUCAACUUCAUGAAUGUCCUAAAUGAAAAUGUAGAGAUUCUAAGUUCCCCUUGGAUGCAGAUUUGCAACAAUUUUCCUGCUAUUAUUGAUUAUCUACCAGGAAGACACAGACAAUUAUUUAAAAAUUUCACUUUUACAAAACAUUAUUUUUCAUCAAAAAUAACAGAGCACCAAGAAUCACUGGAUAUUAACAAUCCUCGGGACUUUAUUGAUUGCUUUCUGAUCAAAAUGGAGCAGGAAAAGAACAACCCAAAGACAGAGUUUACCUGUGAAAACUUGUUCUUCUCAGCAGCUGACCUGUUUUCUGCUGGGACUGAGACAACAAGUACAACACUGAGGUACUCUCUGCUGCUCCUGCUCAAGCACCCAGAAGUCACAGGUAAGGACACAGGUGGGAAGCAAGAAAUUCAGAAAGGAACUGGAAGAAACACAUGGAGUCCUGUGUUUUGUUUUUCUCAGGGAAGCCUCAGAAAUUAA
Molecule: messenger RNA, 1059 nt
Organism: Microtus oregoni (creeping vole)
Lineage: Eukaryota; Metazoa; Chordata; Mammalia; Rodentia; Cricetidae
Product: cytochrome P450 2C25-like
Exons: 7
Coding region: 1-1059 (352 amino acids)
Biological process (GO): xenobiotic metabolic process
Cellular component (GO): cytoplasm; intracellular membrane-bounded organelle
Molecular function (GO): iron ion binding; oxidoreductase activity, acting on paired donors, with incorporation or reduction of molecular oxygen, reduced flavin or flavoprotein as one donor, and incorporation of one atom of oxygen; heme binding
Source: RefSeq, a predicted model, not a curated record